Molecule: messenger RNA, 2400 nt
Organism: Psylliodes chrysocephalus
Lineage: Eukaryota; Metazoa; Arthropoda; Insecta; Coleoptera; Chrysomelidae
Source: the annotation of a GenBank genome assembly
UAAACAAACUCAGAUAAUAUGUUCUAUCUCUUUCUCGAUAAGUUGGAAUUUCCAUCAUCCCAAUGCUAAUAAAUAAAUUCUUCAUUGCGAUUUAGAGGUUAGGCAAUAGUAGUACAAUUUAUUACUAAAAUCUCGUUUUAGUUAAAUGAGAUGGCUAGCAAGGUUUUAUUUUUGGUUUUCUUUGUAAGCAUUUUUUAUUAUUUUGAUGAGGGUCAAAGUGCAACCGAGUAUGUAUCGCCUGUGUUAAAAAAUAACAAAUUGCCCCCAAAUUGGUUUACAUAUGAAGGGAAAACUUAUUAUGUGGGCACUGUUUUAAAGGCAAACUUUUAUGGUGCGUGGCAGUACUGUAGACAGCAAAAGAUGCAGUUGUUAAGCAUUAACAGUAGAGAGGAAUCAGAUAGAAUUGCAAAAUUCAUUGUAGAUAAUGGUUUAAUUAACGAUCAAUUUUGGACAUCAGGCUCAAAUUUUGGUGAUGGAAAAACCUGGGUAUGGUUAUCGACAGGGAAAAAAAUUUCCUACACAAACUGGUAUCCUGACCAACCUGAUAAUUAUGAUUCAUCUGAAAAUUGCAUAGAAGUGAAAUAUUGGGAAGGCAAAGGUUUUCUAUGGAACGAUGAAGGCUGUCUGAAUGAAGUUUAUUUUAUUUGCGAAUCUGUACCAGGUUGUAAAUAAGUUUAUAAGAAAUAUAUAUUUUUUUCUAAUCGCAUAUUUUAACUAAUUCAUUAGACAUUCAUUAUCUGUAUUUUAAUGUUUAUUGAAAUUCAUUUUGAUGUAUAUUUUUAUUAAGAUACAAGAUUAUAGCCAAUAGAAAUGCAAUUUCACAGUAAUACGAGUCUUUGGUCAAUAUCAAAUAUUGCCAUAAACAUCUGAUAGAUCUAAAAUGUAUCACAUUUAUCACUAGGUAUUACUGUUUACAAAGUAAAUUCCUAAAAUUUAUAUUUUUGUACAUAAAGUCGGUAAAAAUGAAAUGGAGAAUCUAACGCCUCCAAAAUUUGUGGAACAGAUCCCAAGAGCCGCAAACAAUAAUUUAUUAUCCUCGAAAUCCGCAGAGGCAUACGAAGAAUUUUACACUCAAUUUAUGGAUUGGAGAGAUAAAAAUACGACAAGCAGCUUUUCAGAAAAUGUAUUAAUCGUUUAUUUUGAUGAAUUAUCAAAAAAAAUGAACAUAAUUUUUAAAUCCAUUUGAUAUAUUUAACACCAGGUGGACGUAUCAAAAUAUCCAAAAUUUCAGGCCUUGAAAAGAAAAAUUAAUUUAAGGGUUUAAAAUAAAAAAAAAAAAACUUAAACUAAAACGAAAUAAAGCAAUGUGUUAGAGAAAUCCCAGAUGUUAAAUGUUUAAUAUCUAAUUAAAUUAAGGUACUUCUGCAUAAAAUGUGUUGGUAAGAAAUAUAUUACAUGGUACUAAGUGGAGAAGUACUCUAUUAUAGUAGACGGCACAGAUAAAUUUUACUAUUCCACAAUUAAAUAUCAGUAUUAUUAAUAUAUUUAUACAUAAUUUUCAAAGACACCGCCGACCUUCAGCUUAGAAAACACAGUUGCCAUACUGCAAAAAUAAAAUGGUGCAAUCAAUUCUAUUACAGCUAAACGACUGUGUUAAACGCAUAGUACCUUUCAAGCAAAUAUGCUGGAACCGAAUAUCCAAUAAAUAUUUUAUGCCUGGCAACGCUGUACGAUCAGAAUCUGUCGGCUCGAUUAAUUAUAACCUCCUAUAACACCUUAAUUUUAGCGUCUCCAAGAUAACCUGUAAGGAAAGCCGGUCAACAUGGACUGGGAUAUCCAAUAGUAAUUCUGUGAUUUUGUUCAACUCAUGUUCUAAUUGGUUAUUUGGCAUGCUUCUAUGCGUUAUCGUCAUGUUGACUGAGCACAUAUGGACAAUAUUUGUUUAUCCAGUGUUGUAUUCACAUUUCUGUUUGGAUUUUUGGUUUAUAAAAAAAAUGGCUAUUUGGGGGCCCUUUGAAAGUGAUGAAAAUAAUGUAAUCCCUGAAGGCAUGUAAAUAAUUAUAAUUUUGAUUGACUAUUUUUUAAAUAAAUAGGAUUAGUUACACCUCAAAGAAACUAAAUUGAUAUUUAAAUAUAUAAAUUGUAAAAUUUAAACAGUUCAAAGUGGGCGUUGGUAGUUUAAAUUAUUGUUAACCUAUACAGGGUGAUUCACAAAGAAAAGGUUAUAUUUUACCUGCAAAUUCUUUAGUGGAAAAUGUUAAGAUUUGGCUUAGAACGAGGGGUCAAAUAUUAUUAUAUACUGAGAAAAUGUAAAAAAUAUAAAACCUGUACGAGAAUACUUUAUUAAAAAAGUGACAAGCUGAAUAAAUUUAUAUUAAUUAAUAACUAGUAAAUAGAUGAGACUUUAUUAAGAUUACCAUUUCAACGUUUAUGGCACAAUUAAAUAAAACAAACAAUUGG